Nothoprocta perdicaria is the source of this 8215-nucleotide messenger RNA. It is a transcript of the gene BRWD1, whose product is annotated as bromodomain and WD repeat domain containing 1. Gene Ontology annotation, cellular component: nucleus. Lineage: Eukaryota; Metazoa; Chordata; Aves; Tinamiformes; Tinamidae. Gene Ontology annotation, biological process: cytoskeleton organization; regulation of cell shape; regulation of transcription by RNA polymerase II. Gene Ontology annotation, molecular function: protein binding. The transcript is spliced from 40 exons. Bases 1 to 6807 code for a protein of 2268 amino acids. The record is from RefSeq and is a predicted model, not a curated record.
AUGUGUGAGGUGCUGGUGCGGGAGCUGGAGCAGCACCAGCUGCUUCCUAAAAGGUUGGAUUGGGAAGGAAAUGAGCAUUAYAGAAGUUACGAAGAAUUGGUGCUAUCGAACAAACAUGUGGCUCCAGAUCACUUGCUACAAAUUUGUAAGCGUAUUGGCCCUAUACUGGAUAAGGAGAUACCACCCAGCAUUUCGAGAGUGAAUUCCUUACUUGGUGCAGGGAGGCAGUCAUUGUUACGUACAGCAAAAGAUUGCAGGAACACUGUUUGGAAGGGCUCUGCGUUUGCUGCUCUUCACAGAGGAAGACCUCCCGAAAUCCCGGUGAAUUAUGGCCUGCCGCCGAAUCUGGUGGAAGUAUAUCGAGCUAAACAACUCACCGGAUAUGCAAAGUUCAGUACUUCAUUUCCAGGAUGUAUGUAUCAACAUAUAAAGAUGCACAGACGGAUUCUUGGCCAUCUUUCUUCUGUGUACUGUGUUGCAUUCGAUAGGACUGGACAUAGGAUAUUUACUGGCUCAGAUGACUGCUUGGUAAAAAUUUGGUCAACUCACAACGGCCGGUUAUUUGCCACGUUACGAGGACAUUCAGCGGAGAUUUCGGAUAUGGCCGUCAACUACGAGAACACUAUGAUUGCAGCGGGCAGCUGCGACAAAAUGAUCCGAGUGUGGUGCCUCCGAACCUGCGCGCCCGUUGCUGUCCUCCAUGGACACACAGGGUCCAUUACCUCACUGCAGUUUAGUCCAAUGGCUAAAGGAUCCAUGCGAUAUAUGGUCUCUACUGGCGCUGAUGGAACUGUUUGCUUUUGGCAAUGGGAUACAGAUUCCAUGAAAUUCAACAAUCGGCCAGUGAAGUUCACGGAGAAGCCCAGGCCGGGGGUUCAGAUGCUUUGUUCCUCCUUCAGCGUAGGUGGUAUGUUUUUAGCAACUGGCAGUACCGACCAUGUCAUCAGGAUGUAUUAUUUUGGCUCCGAAAUGCCUGAGAAAAUAGCUGAAUUGGAAAGUCAUGCUGACAAAGUUGACAGCAUUCAGUUUUCUAAUAGUGGUGAUAGGUUCAUAAGUGGCAGCAGAGAUGGAACAGCUCGAAUCUGGCGUUUUGAACAAGCAGAGUGGAGGAGUAUUCUGUUGGAUAUGGCUGAUCGAUUACCAGGUAGUGAUUCAUCUUCAGAAGAAGACAAAUUUAUGAAGCCUAAAGUAACAAUGAUAGCGUGGAACCAGAACGACAACUACGUUGUUACGGCUGUGAAUAAUCAUCUUCUCAAAGUGUGGAAUUCCAAUACAGGGCAGUUGCUUCAUGAUUUGGUGGGGCAUGCAGAUGAAGUAUUUGUCUUGGAGACCCAUCCUUUUGAUUCCAGGAUUAUGUUGUCUGCGGGUCACGAUGGCAACAUCUUUAUCUGGGAUAUUACAAAAGGCACGAAAACGAAGCAUUAUUUUAACAUGAUUGAAGGCCAAGGACACGGUGCUGUUUUUGACUGUAAAUUUUCACCAGAUGGGCAGCAUUUUGCAUGUACAGAUUCUCAUGGGCAUCUCUUGAUAUUUGGUUUCGGCUGUAGCCGGCCUUAUGAAAAGAUUCCUGAUCAGAUGUUCUUCCACACUGACUAUCGACCACUUAUUCGAGACUCUAACAAUUAUGUCCUAGAUGAGCAGACUCAACAGGCUCCUCAUCUCAUGCCCCCCCCCUUCUUAGUAGAUGUGGAUGGAAACCCUCAUCCAACAAAAUAUCAAAGAUUGGUGCCGGGAAGAGAGAACUGUGCUGAYGAACACUUAAUACCUCAACUUGGAUAUGUAGCAACAAGUGAUGGAGAAGUGGUUGAACAAGUUAUAGGCCAACAAACAAUUGAUCAGGAUGAACAAGGCUUGGAGCCCAGUAUUCUUGAUGGCAUGAUUAGACAGUUACAGCAACAACAAGACCAAAGAAUGGGAGCUGAUCAAGAAACUGCCUCAAGCAGCCUACAAAAUGGAGAAGGAACCCCUAGAAGAGCGUUCAGAAGACCGAGCUUGGACAUCCAGUCUCCUCCGAACAUCGGCCUGCGGCGCAGCGGCCAGGUGGAGGGAGUGCGGCAGAUGCACCAGAACGCGCCGCGGAGCCAGAUGGCCACUGAGCGGGACCUGCAGGCCUGGAGGAGAAGAGUAGUCGUCCCAGAAAUACCACCAGCCUUGCUAAGGAAGCAGGAAGAAUAUCGAAUUGCAAAAGGAGAAGAGGAGAGAGAUCUUUAUGCAAUGGAGAGGAAAAGAAAGUCAUUCCAGUCAUCAGAAAAGAGUGACUCUGAAUCUUCAUUAAUACAAUCUAAGCGUAGACUGCAUAGACGCAAAUACCCAAAUUACCGAACACGGAAAAACAUUGAACAACUUGAGUCUUCUGAUGAGGAAAGAGAUGACUGCUUUGGCUUGAUAGAGCAAGAAGCUGAAGAAAGUGAAGGCUCUGGCUCAUCUGAUGAAGAGGAAGAAUGGAGAAGUGACAAAAAAAGCAACAGUAAUAGUUCUAGCGAUUCUUCAAGCAGGUACUCUGACUGGAUCGCUGACGCAGGGAUUAAUCUGCAGCCUCCCGUGCGGACUUCUCGAAGGAAAGCUGUCCGAUACUGCAGUACUUCAGAAGAYGAAGUGUCAGCAGAGAAAACGUCUCCUCCAAAGAGAAGAAGGAGAAAAAGAAGGAAAAAGCCAAAACCGAAAAAACAGGAGGAGGCUGGUGCUUCAACACAGCCAGCAAACUCGGAUUUGUCGUAUGACUGGCAUCCUCCUGUUUGGAUCACRGACACUGCUCUUAGACGAUCUCCGUUUGUACCUCAGAUGGGCGAUGAGGUAAUAUAUUUCCGACAAGGACAUGAGGCUUACAUUGAAGCGGUUAGAAGAAAUAAUAUUUAUGAGCUGAAUCCACACAAGGAGCCAUGGAGAAAAGUAGUCCUUAGGGACCAGGAGCUGGUAAAAAUUGUUGGAAUCAGAUACGAAGUUGGUCCUCCCACGUUGUGUUGCCUCAAGCUUGCUUUUAUAGAUCAUGCCACUGGAAAACACACAGACAAAUCAUUUUCCAUCAAGUACCACGAUAUGCCAGAUGUCAUUGACUUCCUUAUACUGCGCCAGUUCUACGAUGAAGCACGGCAAAGAAACUGGCAAGCUUCUGACAGGUUCCGCUCCAUUAUCGAUGAUGCCUGGUGGUUUGGGACAGUGUUGGGUCAAGAACCGUACCAACCUCAAUAUCCAGAUAGCCACUUCCAGUGUUACAGCGUUAAAUGGGACAAUGGUGAAAAUGAAAAGCUUAGUCCGUGGGACAUGGAACCAGUCCCUGAUAAUGUUGAUCAGCCUGAAGAAUUAGGAGCCAGCGUUUCCGUGACUUUCGACGAGAUGGAGAAGCUGCUCUACAAGCCCCAGGAAGGGGAGUGGGGGACGCGCUCCCGCGAUGAAGCCUGCGAGCGGAUCAUCAGCGGCAUYGAUCAGCUCCUCACUCUGGACAUGUCAGCAGCCUUCGCUGGUCCCGUUGACCUGUGUACGUAUCCCAAGUACUGCACUGUGAUUGCUUAUCCGACAGACCUGAACACUAUUCGGACAAGACUGGCUAACCGAUUCUACAGGAGAAUCUCUGCAUUGGUUUGGGAAGUAAGAUACAUUGAAAGCAACGCCAGGACUUUCAAUGAACCUGGGAGUGCUAUUGCUAGAGCUGCAAAGAAGAUCACUACACAACUCCUGAAGUUUAUCAAUGAUCAGGAUUGUACAAAUAUCUUUGAAUUAUGUAGCACAACAGAUGAUGAGAAAGAUGAUGCUGAUGAUCUGGAUGAUGAGAAAUGUCUUCCGAGAACUUCCUAUAGAAGAAGAAAGGGAAGAGCUGUAAAAAGAGGAAAAAGUGUGAAAACUGGCUAUGAUGAAAAUAGCUGGAAGAAACAGUGCAUGGAACUAGUGAACCUAAUUUUCCAGUGUGAAGAUUCUGAACCUUUCAGGCAACCAGUUGAUUUGGAUCAGUAUCCUGACUAUAGACAUAUUAUAGACACUCCAAUGGACUUUGGCACAGUGAAAGAAACACUGGAAGCUGGAAAUUACGACACUCCAAUGGAACUGUGCAAAGAUAUAAGGCUAAUAUUUAGUAAUGCUAAAUCUUACACUCCAAACAAAAAAUCAAAGAUUUAUAGUAUGACCCUGAGAUUGUCGGCACUGUUUGAAGAGAAAAUUAGAAGAAUUGUUUCAGAUUUUAAAAAUGGCCAGAAGCAGAAUGAAACAUUACGCAAAAAACGAAGAUAUACUAGAAGAAUUUUGAGUCAAAGCUCAGUGCAGACUCCUACCAAAACGCUUAGAAAUUUGAAGCAGAAACCGUUGAAAUCUCAGGCAAAAGUGGAAUCUGAGCAGGAAGAUGCCUCAGCUCUACCUACCUCAAGCAGAGCGGCGGGUGUGACGAGCCACAAAGGGAACGCUGGCAGUUACGCCCGCAGUUCCUCGGGGGAAUCCUCUGAUGGCGCCGGCCCGGCCGCCUUCGAAAGGAACGGCAAGGCGCGGGCGGCCGCGCUCACCAACUGCUCUGCCUUGUCGUCGGAAAGUGAGAUAGAAGGUUCUUUGGGUUCUUCCUCGUCUUCAUCCUCUACCAGUAGCUCAGAAGACAGUAAAGAAAGUGCUCCUGCUCUUAUAUCACCCCCACAGCAAAAUGGACUAUCUAGAAGAAAGAACAACAAUUUCAGGAUAACUAGAAAUCGAGCUGCUCAAAGAAAACAGAUAGGAACCAUUCCACAGGAGAAUGGGAAUACAAGAAGAACUGCCAGGAAAAGGUUAUAUGGAAGUGACUCUGAAAACACUUCAGUGGUGACGCCCGAGUCGCCGAGUAAUAAUACUGGUCGACACAGGAAAACUCCCCGCAGAAGCGCUGCUCUGGCUGCCAAUAAACUGAAGCUAAUGAGCGACGUGGAGGAAGAGGUGUCGAGCUCGGAGAGCAUCGGCAUCGGCUGCAAGAACCGAAAGCUGCCSCACCGCAGCGCCUCGGCCGCGGCCCGGAGGAUGCUGCUCGACGGCUCCGAGGACGACGUCGGGCUGAAAUCGGAAAGUGAAAAGGAAGGAGAAGAGAAGUUUACCAAGAGGAAAGCGGUGUCGCAGCCAGGUUCGUGUGCCGCAAGAAGGAAGUUCAUUAGCGAAUCUGAAAAUGCGACGUCGGAUUCGGAGGCGGACACACAAGCGAGGCAGAAAAACUGGCAAAGCAACGGCCAUAAACAGCCGCGGGGCAGAGCCCGUUCUGCGUCUCCCGAGGCAGACAGCCCCACGCGAGGACUGUCGGAGGAGGACUCCAAAAGCCAUAACUCRGAGGAUGGGAGCAGCCAGAAAGCUUCUGACCAGUCAACCUCUGCGCGUAAGCCUGCAAUGAGCAACUCUGAGGAUGAGGCCGAUUCUGAAUCGGAGAAGUGGAGCGGUAGAAAAAUGACUGGUCAGCAUCUCGUUGCUCCUUUGAAGAAGACAAAAGUCUUGAGUGAUCUAGAGGACAGUGCAGAAUCUGACAGAGAAGACAAAAAGGAUGGGAGAGGUUUUGUUUCGGAGAGCUUGGUGCCAUCUAGAAUUGCAGAGAGUUCAAAAUCUGGAGCUGAUACCACCUUAAAUUGCUUUUCUGAUACAGAAUUGGAAACAGAUUCCAAUAACAGUAAUUGUGGCACUUUAAAGACAAGGAGGAGGAAAAGAAAAGGAAAAACAAAACUCAUUAGAAAAGACUCACCAUCUGAGGAAGUUGGUCCAAGCGGAAAAGUGCUCAGGAGCAGGACAUGUAUAAUUAACUACAAGAAACACAUAAAGCUGUCAAAUACGACAGAGAGGAAGAAUCCACGCAGAUGUGCUACUCUGGCAGCUAAUAAGAUUAAGAUAAUGAGUGAUACGAAGGAGGAAUUGUCGAGCUCAGAGAGCGUUUGCACAGGAAAAAAGAGCAGAAGGCAGCUUCACGGCAGUGGCUCGGCAUUGUCCAGGAAAAAAAUGAUCAGCAGCUCAGAGGUAGAUGUUAGUUUAAAGUCUGAAAGUGAGAAAGAGCAGUUUGCUGGCAGGAAAAGACUUUCUUGCUCUAAUUCUGCAUUUAAAAGAAAGUAUAUUAGUGAAUCUGAAAAUGAAAAAACAGAUUCUGAGGCAGAGGUAGAAGUGACUCAAAAGCAGAGUGACGAUGACCACAAGCAGCCACAUGGAGCCGACCCUGCUGCAUCUCUUAAAAAUGCCAUAUAUGACUUUUCAGAAGAGAAUUCCAGAAACCACAGCAUGGAAAAUGGGCAAAAUUGGAAAAGUUCUAGUCGGUCAACUUCAUCCCACAACCAUUGUAUAGCCAGCAACUCUGAAGAGGAGGCAAAUUCCGAGGUAGCCAAACAUGAAGCUAAAAAUGCCAGAGGAGUGUCAAAUAAAAAGUCUAGAACUACUUUCAAAAGAGCAAAAUUACUGAAUGAUGUAAAAGAAGCAGCUGAAUCUGAAGCAGCGGGAGGGAAAGAUGAGAGGAGCUCAGUAUCAGAGAAUGUGGAAACACGCGGGGCUGCAGGAAGUUCAAAAGCCGGUUUCAAUUGUUCUUCUGAUUCAGACUCUGGCACUGAUAACAAUAACUCUAGUGAUGCCACAGAAACAAAGAAGAGGAAAAGGAAAGCAGAGGUCAGUAGGAAAGAAAUCUCAAACUCCAGUUUGCCUUCCAGAAGACCCCAACGAAGGAAACGUUGUAAACUUAAUCAAGAAAAUGACUCGGAAGAUCUGGAUUUCACCAAGUACAGAAGAGCCAAUCGGCGUUCUAAGAUAAGAACUCGGAAUGGGGGGAGACGGACUGUGAGAUACGACGAUUGCGAUGAAGACGACGAUGACAGAGGUUUAGAUGAUGUAGAUUGUGAAACGUAACCUUAAAAAGAAAAGCCAGCACACACUUUUUUUUUUUUUUUUUAUGGUAAUAGCACUAGAACUCAUGAUGGAUGCUGGCUCUUCUUUGUCCUACAUUUCAGGGAAUAUAUUUAUAUUUUUCUAUGAAAAAGUUAUGAAUGUGAUUAGAUCAUGACUUUCUCCUUUUCAUAUUUUGACUUGCACUUGCCUGCCCAUGUAGCAGCAUUUAGCACAGAUGCCAAAAUGUGCCUCAUUAUAGGGGCAAUUUUUUGUCUUUACUGGUAUUUUAUUACAUAUAACAAGAGUUAAAAAUGUUAAAACACUGCACAACAGGUUAAUAGCAGUAUGUUGAGUAUUAUUGUUAUGGGUGCUGCAAUGGAAUACUACCUAGGUCAUACAACAUUAACACAGUGAAGAACAGAUUUCAAACAUCUCUAAUGCUGUAUGAAAUCAUAUACAAUAGUAACAGGCUUAUAAAUAAUACCGUACACUAUAAGAAUCUGUUGGAUGCUAAUAUUGCAUUAGAGGAGUCAUGAAUGGCCACUAGGUUAACAACUUUACGGCUUGUAUUAGUACAGAUGUUAAAUGUUCUGUACUUCCAUUAUGGAAAACAUACAACUAGAACCAGUUACCAGUGAAAAACAUAUUUGGCAGUUAAAAAAGCAUUAUGGUGCUGGUGAAGAGAGGGUUUAUGCUGACAGGUAGUACUAUCAUCAUUAAUGUGACUUCUAUACUGUAAAUUUAAUAAUAUGAAAUGCAGGUGAACUCUUGGGCCUAAGGGUUUUUGUGUGUUUUCUUUAUAAAAUAGAAAAACAAACAAAACACUUGUUCUGUUUUCUUUAAUGCGUGAAAUGGUUGAGGUUCAGAAUUGUUACAUUCCAGACCUUUUUUGCUAUUUCUUCAUUGUUCUUCCAUUAUUUAAAUUGAAGUGCUUUAAUAUUAGACUGCUGCAUUGAUUAAACCUUACCCGUUUCUGACUAUUCUAGUACCUCAUCUACUAGUUUUGGGAAUGCUGAAGACUGCUGUUGUUGACAACAAAUAAUUAUUGCGUAGAAGUAAUUCUCCUGCUAAAAUAUGUAAAUUCUUGGAUGGCCAUGUAUCAGAUACGAGGAUUUGACCUAAUUUGACUUUCAGCUCUUCCUUGAGACGUGCUUUCCAGUAGCGAACUGGUCGAGGAGCAGCUUUUCAAUUCCCCUUGGCGAGCAGAAAACCUGCUGCAGUAGCUGUAGCUGCUUUACUGGCUUGAUGACCUGUACUCAGCGGAGCUGUGCUGGCUGGAGCUGUAAGGUUACUGCCUUUCACCCAAUUCCUGCGCCUUUCCCACUCUCCGCUGUGGUUUUCCUGCCUCUGCUUUGCUGUGUCGGUUUCUCCCAUGGUUGUGAUUCUCAUCKCUGUUCAGUAGGCAGGAGAUGUGCUUGUAUAAUUCUCC